Molecule: messenger RNA, 2727 nt
Organism: Mus pahari (shrew mouse)
Lineage: Eukaryota; Metazoa; Chordata; Mammalia; Rodentia; Muridae
Gene: Msh4
Product: mutS homolog 4
Exons: 19
Coding region: 1-2727 (908 amino acids)
Biological process (GO): mismatch repair; reciprocal meiotic recombination
Cellular component (GO): nucleus
Molecular function (GO): mismatched DNA binding; ATP-dependent DNA damage sensor activity; ATP binding
Source: RefSeq, a predicted model, not a curated record
AUGUGCUUCCUGCGCCUGCGCGAUUACAGCACUGCGCACGCGCCUAGCCUCCCGCCUUGUGGGCGGUGUGGCCUCCAGCCUUGGAGUGCGCGAAGCCACGCGAGCAGAACCUUGGGUAUCCGAGAGAUGCUGAGGCAGGAGGCCGCUUCGCUCUCCAGUUCGCCACGCCCGACGCCGUCGCGGAGGGACGCCCCGUGCGGGAGCACCCUGGCCUCCGCGUCCAGGCCGAGCACGGAAGGCGCCGUGGCCGACAAGAGCAGCAGCAGCAGUCCGGCGCCGGUGUCCGCGCCAGAUUCAUCAUUUGGAAACAAGAGAUCUUAUGCUACACACAGAGCUGCAUCCAGUUUUCCUGUUGGUACAAGCUCAUCUUCUGCACGAGAUACCACUUACCCACAUACAUUUAGAACUCCAUUAUCUGCUGGAAAUCCCCAGAGAUCAGGACAUAAAAGUUGGACACCACAAGUAGGAUAUUCAGCCACAUCCUCUGCAGUGUCUGCACAUGCCCCGUCAGUCAUUGUAGCAGUGGUGGAAGGAAGAGGGCUGGCCAGAGGUGAGAUCGGAAUGGCAAGCAUUGAUUUAAAAAGCCCACAAAUUAUGUUGUCACAGUUUGCAGACAAUACAACAUAUGCAAAGGUGAUCACUAAACUCCAAGUUUUAUCACCUUUGGAAAUAAUAAUGUCAAAUACUGCUUGUGUUGUGGGAAAUUCAACCAAGUUAUUUACUCUGAUUACAGAAAAUUUUAAGAACGUUAAUUUCACUACAGUCCAAAGGAAAUACUUCAACGAAACAAAGGGCUUAGAGUACAUUGAACAGUUGUGCAUAGCUGAGUUCAGUUCUGUCCUAAUGGAGGUUCAGUCCAGGUAUUACUGCCUUGCAGCUGCUGCAGCUUUAUUGAAAUAUAUUGAGUUCAUUCAAAAUUCAGUGUAUGCACCCAAAUCGCUAAAGAUUUAUUUCCAAGGCAGUGAGCAGACAGCCAUGAUAGAUUUACCAUCAGCCCAAAACCUGGAGUUGUUAGUUAAUAACCAGGACUACAGGAGUAAUCACACUCUCUUUGGUGUUUUAAAUUACACCAAGACUGCGGGAGGGAGCCGAAGGCUGCGCUCUAACAUCCUGGAGCCGCUGGUUGAUGUGGAGACGAUCAGCAUGCGGCUGGACUGUGUCCAGGAGCUGCUUCAGGACGAGGAGCUCUUCUUUGGACUCCAGUCAGUCAUAUCAAGAUUCCUGGAUACGGAGCAGCUGCUUUCUGUUUUAGUUCAAAUCCCAAAGCAAGACACGGUUAAUGCAGCUGAAUCAAAGAUAACAAAUUUGAUCUAUCUGAAGCAUACAUUGGAACUUGUGGAGCCUUUAAAGGUCACCUUAAAGAACUGCAGCACACCCUUAUUAAGAGCUUACUAUGGUUCCUUGGAAGACCAUAGGUUUGGACUAAUACUUGAUAAGAUUAAAACAGUGAUAAAUGAUGACGCAAGGUACAUGAAGGGCUGCCUGAACAUGCGGACUCAGAAGUGCUAUGCAGUGCGCUCGAACAUCAGUGAGUUCCUGGACAUAGCCAGGAGGACGUACACAGAGAUAGUGGACGACAUAGCAGGAAUGAUAGCACAGCUCGCAGAGAAGUACAGUCUUCCCCUACGGACCAGCUUCAGCUCCACACGGGGGUUCUUCAUCCAGAUGACCACAGACUGCGCUGCACUCUCCAGUGACCAGCUUCCUUCGGAGUUUAUUAAGAUUUCUAAAGUGAAAAACUCAUAUAGCUUUACAUCAGCAGAUUUAAUUAAAAUGAAUGAAAGAUGCCAAGAGUCUUUGCGAGAAAUCUAUCACAUGACCUACAUGAUAGUGUGCAAGCUGCUCAGUGAGAUCUAUGAGCACAUCCACUGCUUGUAUAAGCUCUCUGACACAGUGUCCAUGCUGGAUAUGCUGCUGUCGUUUGCGCAUGCCUGUACUCUUUCUGACUACGUUCGACCAGAGUUUACUGACACUUUAGCAAUCAAACAAGGAUGGCAUCCCAUUCUUGAAAAAAUAUCUGCAGAGAAACCUGUUGCAAACAAUACAUACAUUACAGAAGGGAGUAAUGUUGUAAUCAUUACUGGACCAAAUAUGAGCGGGAAGUCCACGUACUUAAAGCAGAUUGCACUUUGUCAGGUCAUGGCCCAGAUCGGCUCCUAUGUCCCAGCAGAAUAUGCCUCCUUUAGGAUUGCUGCGCAGAUCUUUACGAGAAUCAGUACUGAUGAUGAUAUUGAAACAAACUCAUCAACGUUUAUGAAAGAAAUGAAAGAGGCAUUUACACUCUUCACUACCCAUUUCCUGGAACUAUGUCAUAUAGAUGCCCUGUAUCUUAAUGUAGAAAACAUGCAUUUUGAAGUUCAGCAUGUGAAGAAUACCUCAAGAAAUAAAGAUGCAAUUUUGUAUACUUACAAACUUUCCAGGGGACUCACAGAAGAAAAGAACUAUGGAUUAAAAGCUGCAGAGGCCUCCUCACUUCCACCAUCGAUUGUCUUGGAUGCCAGAGAGAUCACAACACAAAUUACAAGGCAAAUUUUGCAAAAUCAAAGGAGUUCCCCUGAGAUGGAUAGACAGAGAGCUGUGUACCAUCUUGCCACAAGGCUUGUCCAGGCCGCUCGAAACUCUCAGUUGGAGCCAGACAGGUUACGGACAUAUCUGAGUAAUCUCAAGAAGAAGUAUGAAGGGGACUUUCCCAAGGCUGUGGACCUUCCAGAGAAGACUGAGGAGUGA